CUCGUCACAAAACAUUCCCCAUUCCAAAACAAAGAUUUCACACUCGCAACUACCUCCUUAUCUUUAUUUGCACCUCCCAGCGUGCAAUUCAUCCCUCGACGUUGAAGUUCCAAAGAUUGCGGAUCCGAACAUGUCAGCCAAGCACCCCCUCCUCGUCGCGACGGCCAUCGCGCAUGGCGUGUUGGGCUUGGGCCAUACGAUGAAAGGCCUCGACCAGUUCAAGCACGACUCGCUGAACCAGCUCCCGGCCAUGCUGCGUGGUGCUGUGAAAGCAGGCUGGUAUGAGGGUAGUGUGUUCUUUGCUAUCGUUGGGAUCUUGAACUACAAGUGGAGCCAGACUGGCCUUCUCGACAGCGCCGAUAAAGCGAUUGCUGGGUUGCUGACGACGUUGCUCUUUGCGGCUGGGGCAAACUACUACCGCACGGGAGACAAGCCGACUGGGCUGCUUCUGAGUUUGGUUGGUGUUUUGCAGGCUGUUGGUGCUAAGAAGGCUGCCUUGUAAACUGAACAGAGUAUAUGUAAAAGUCCGUUUUCAUUAUCCGUAUCCCGUUAUCAUAAGGCUUGCCGUUACGCUAGCGUUAAGUAACAGCAAGCCCCAAGGCCGUCAAGGCAUAAACCGUCGUGACAG
Messenger RNA from Trematosphaeria pertusa, 628 nucleotides. RefSeq lists its product as uncharacterized. The transcript is spliced from 3 exons. The record is from RefSeq and is a predicted model, not a curated record. Lineage: Eukaryota; Fungi; Ascomycota; Dothideomycetes; Pleosporales; Trematosphaeriaceae. The coding region runs from base 131 to 502 and encodes 123 amino acids.